AUGUCGGAUCAGCAGUUAAACGCUAAUGGUUCCCUUGAAGAUGAAUUGUCGCCGUCAAUGGCUUUGUCUUCUUCAAAAGACUCACUUAAGUCUUCAGGAUGCUCGAGUUCAUAUGUUUUCUCCGAUUCAGACCAAUUAUCACAUGGUGAGGCUUUCAGUAAGAGACAUCCAACUCGGGGAUCUUCCCGGUUGGCAUCAAUUGACUCUACCUUUACCAUCGAUUCGUCUAUCUCAAGAAGUACUUCGUCAUCUUACAGCUCUUUUUCAAUUCCUUUGUAUUUAAAGGUAGGACGGCUUCGUCAACUGUCUGAGACCAUUAAUUCUGAUUAUUUCUUACUCAAACACGGCUCACCAACCUGUAUUAGCCGCUCGGAGAAUCAUUUUGCAAUUGGUACAUCUUUGGGAAAGGUGUUUCUCAAUUUCCUACAGCUGGACAAAAAUGUGGUUCUGAAUGUGAAAGAUUUUGAAAAGGACAUUAGCUGCUUACCUGUUUCAUGCGUCUGUUUAUCAACCGAGUUGAACCUGCUUUGUCAAGCAAAUGUUGAUGGAUCAAUAUUUAUUUGGGACAUUGCCCAACCCGAAGCCAAGCUUAUAUUUUCGUUCCCUUCUGAUGCGAGUAGUCUUGGUAAUGCUAUAUCUCAAAUGGCUCUAGUUCAUUCCGCGGAAACCACACUUGCUGUGUUGAAUUCUCAAGGACGGAUUACUCUAUACGACUUUUACGAUCUUAUACUCAACAAAACAUUCAGUGUCCGUAAUGUACAGCUUGAUAUUCUCACAAAUGAGCGUGCUACGUCGUUGUCGUCGAUUUCGUUUAAAAAGCCAUUUCUCUCGUUAAUUAAAAACGAACCAUAUUUUGUCGUUCAAACAUUGCGCGGCCUUUGUUUUUUCCAUCCAACCAAGGUUGAAGAGUCAAAUUAUACGUGCUACUAUUCGAAAAAAGAUGCAACCAUAGCCGCACAUGUGGUGCGUCUCAUCCCAAGAAAGGCGAACAUAGCUAGGCUUGUGUUCUCCUACGACUCGACUGUUGAGGUACACCAGUUACAGCUGAAAAACGGCUUAAAUGCAAAGUUUCGGAGACGCUGUACUUUGCCAAGCAAUGUUUGUCAACUAGAAGCUCUCUCUGAUGUUUCUGUUAUCUUGGCAUUCACCCUUUCCAAAGAAAUUUAUGUUUUGGAUGCCAGAACACUGGUGAUUAUAUCAAUACAUUCAUUAUCCUCUUUAAGGCUUAUGGCCUGGGACUGGAUGACUUCAAUUUUUACUGAAUUCACUGGACUCACACAUGCUAACCUGUCUACAUCCGUGGUAACAUCCUCCAAGGUUGCCUAUCUUCUUGGAACAAACGGCAUAUAUGCUGCUUUCCCUCAGAAGCUUCAGGGACAGUACUACGUAUCUCAGCAGCUGGGUAAAUCUUUUCCACUUUUUUAUGAGCUUUGUAACUAUUACAAGAGCCAUUCAUAUUUACAGAAUGAGGUUAAUAGUUCCGACGUAUAUGACAAUUUGCUACUUGGUGUGUUGCUUCAACAUGUAAGUAGCCAAUUAUCUAAUUAUACGAAAACGGACAACCAUGCUACGAAUCUACUGGAUCUUCUCCAGGACGUGCUCGAAAAGGCGCAUUCUAACAAUUUAUUCAGCGAAUUCUGUGUCGCUUUAUUGAACAGUGUAACGGACGAGAUGUUUUAUGAUGAGUGUCUUAACUCCAUCUCCGCUUUUGUUGUUUCGUAUCAGAUCUCGGAUAUAAGCAUUGACUUGCAAACAAUCGUCUUUCGUCAAUUACGAGAAAAAGACCGUAUGCACGAAUUAGAGCAGUUUAUUUGCUCCCUCAACUUUGUCCAUAUGAAUUUUGAUGCAGUCUUUACACUCAGUAGGGAUCUGGAAUUGUUCGAUGCCUACAGUUAUCUGUGCAUUUAUGCGCUUCAUGAUUACUCCUCUCCUUUACUUCAAUUUCUUAAGUAUAUUAAAGAGGAUGCCCAUUCGGAUGAUUACGAGGAAAAAGUUCACAAGGGAUUUCAAUUCCUAAGCUUUUCGCUUACGGGUCUCAAGUAUCCUUUGGGAACAGCUAUGGAAGAACGAGAUAGUUAUCCAAUUGCACACACGUUGUUAAAGUGCCUGUUUUCCUGUAAUGUCCUUCCUAUUCAUGUGGAUGUUAAUGAUAAGGAAACAUUUCCUUAUGUGCGUUUAUUGCUCAAAAGGCGAAAGAAAGAGCUUUACUCUAUGCUGGACGGGGCUUUUGAAAGUUCCUACUUCAACCAAGCGAACGUUUCCGUCGCGAAGCAACAGUCGCCAAUCGUCAGUCGCCAGUGGAUAUUAGAAUCUUUACUGGAUAUCGAAAAGAAUGAUGAUAAUUGUGAUUAUCUGUAUAUACUUUUGGCGAACAGUUUGGCCAAAUAUCCUCAGUUUCUACUUUUUCCAACUUCGUUGAUGGAACAGUGCUUUUUCAAGUUGUGCCAGUCUUCGGACCUUUCAACCAAAUUUGCACGAAUUGAGGCUGCCGAAGCUUUAUUUACAGUAUUUACACCAAUUGAUGUAAAACGGAUAUCUUCUUCUUGUAAAGACAAUAAGCUAUAUUCGUUAGUGGAAAAGCUGGCAUUUUCAGUAUGUGAUUUUUCCUCCGCCUUGUCGGCUCUUGUGUCACGCUUUGAGGAUGGUGAUCUCGAGCGAGAACUUUGGCUUGGUCAACAAGAACUCUUUCAAAAGAUUGAGCAUUGGUUCCAAGUUCUUGUUAAUAUUCCUGAACAAUAUCAAGAACUUCAACGAGUUGUCAUCGCCAACAGUGCAGUUUUAUCAACUAUCGAUGUGCCUGCCUUCGCUGAUCUAAUAAUCCAUUAUGCACCAACAGAAAUGAGUUCAGUUUUGCGAGAAUUAGAACGCGGAGAUUGUGAUAAGACCCCCUUCGUUGAACAAAUAAUGCAUCUGGAUCCGAAUUACAAAUUCGCUGACACUCUAAAUUCUAAAGACAUUCUGGCCAUUCUUACGCACAUACAUAAAUUACAUGGAGACAUGAAAGUUUUAUCCGUUCUUCAGGAGUAUCCGGAGUUUACAAAGGCUGAAGGUCUAACUGAAAGCCUCAAGCAGACAAACUCUUUUGAGUCGCUAAUUCACGUUUCUCGGUUACAUGGAAAUGUUCGUGAAGCAUUAGAUUUUAUUAUACAAUGUGUUCGGCAUUUGCUUGAUAACAGCCAACUAGAUGCCGCAGAGUUGGAUGGUAUACAACAGAAGUUACGAACUGCCACACAUAUUCUGGAUGAGUUGUUUUCUGCUCGUCAAUUGACUGAGAGGCAAACUCUCGAAUAUAGGACACAUCUUCUUUCGCUGAUUAUCUCUAUUCAUGCAGUGUUCGAAAAGCUUCAAGACAAAAGGUUUGUAUUUGAAUCUUUGGUGUCUCUAUUCUUUGAUGGAAUUCGACACAGUAUAUGUUUUGGAAAGAUGAACGACGAGGCGUCAUGGAACGUGGUAAACGGUGUUCUCAGUAACACGCUCACAUGGGUUCAGGAUGGACACGACGAGUGCAGAAACCCAUGGCAAGAAAUGCUAAGUUUCUUGCUUCGCAGUUUCAAGCUUGGAGCACGUACGAAGCAGACAUUCCAAAGAGCUUUCAAUGCACAAAAGCUCCAACGAGUGUAUGAAUUACGGAAAAUGAAAGCAUGUGGAUUACUGUUACAGCCUCCUGCGAUUCCUCUUCAUGCAAACAAAAACAAAGCAAUAAAGGAGCUUGAAGGUGUUCGCCUGUACCUGUUUCAGUGUGGUCACUGCUCUAUUGCCAAUGUGGCCAACCUAUCUAAUGAAGAAGCACCAAAGUGUCCUUCUUGUACGCAAGAGGAAGAUCAUCCUAAAAUGAGUGAGGCGUGA
Messenger RNA from Schizosaccharomyces japonicus yFS275, 3846 nucleotides. Its product is annotated as WD repeat protein Vps8. The coding region runs from base 1 to 3846 and encodes 1281 amino acids. The transcript has a single exon. The record is from RefSeq and is a predicted model, not a curated record. Lineage: Eukaryota; Fungi; Ascomycota; Schizosaccharomycetes; Schizosaccharomycetales; Schizosaccharomycetaceae. Gene Ontology annotation, biological process: protein targeting to vacuole.